This is a messenger RNA of Exophiala oligosperma, 1245 nucleotides long. RefSeq lists its product as uncharacterized. The record is from RefSeq and is a predicted model, not a curated record. NCBI's taxonomy places the organism in Eukaryota, Fungi, Ascomycota, Eurotiomycetes, Chaetothyriales, Herpotrichiellaceae. Gene Ontology annotation, molecular function: O-methyltransferase activity. Bases 1 to 1245 code for a protein of 414 amino acids. The transcript has 3 exons.
AUGUCCCCGACUACCCAAGACGACGGUGAGAAACUGCAAGAUCUGGUCGAGCAGCUCUCCGAAGCCGCCAAAGGCUACGAUGCGAGUCCCGGAGCUGCGGGCUACAUCUCGCGGACGAGUGUAUCGCAAGUUGCAAAGGAAAUCGUUCGACUGAUGAUGGCACCGUCCGACAUGUCCAUGCAUCAUGCUGCCAAUAUGCUCGAGAUCGUGGCGGUACGCACCAUGCUGUCACUGGGCGUGUUCGAAAAGAUCCCCCAAACAGGUUCGAUAUCACUGGCAGAUCUCUCGGCCGCCACCAAUGUCCAGGACUCGUUUCUGGAAAGACAACUUCGAAUGCUCGUCGGCACGGGCUUCCUCGACCAGACGCCAGACUACGAGUACGUGCACACCAAAUUCUCCAAAGCCUACAUUCAGGUACCGGGACCUGGCAACUUUUUCCAAUUCAUGAACGACGAAUGUUUAUCUACUCUCGUACAUUUUCACCAAUACAUCAAGGACAGAGGCGAUGUCCCCGUCCACGAACCCGACGAUCCUCUCCGCAACCCCUACACCCACCGGCACGGCCAGGACGGCGUGCCCGUCUGGCAGAUCAUGGCUCAGUACCCCGACCGCCUCAAGGCCUUCCAGCUCGGCUUCAUGUCUCAAGAAGAUUCCGUGCCCGUCAUCGGCUUCUACGACUUUGCCGGUCUCUACGAUGCCGAAAAUGACGGCGACCGGGUCACGCUCGUCGAUCUCGGCGGCGGACAGGGCCAGUCGAUCGCCCAGAUGCUCAAGGCGUUCCCCAGCCUCAAGCCGGACCGCAUGGUGCUCCAGGACCUCCCCGAGCCCAUCGCCCAAGCAGAAGAGUCGGCCGGCACUUCCUCACUGCCCAAAGGGGUCAAGGCCAUGGUCCACGACUUUUGGACCCCCCAGCCCGUCAAAGGCGCCAAGGCGUACUUCUUCCGACGCAUCAUGCACGACUACUCGGACGAGAACUGUUCCAAGAUUCUGUCGCACGUCCGCGACGCCAUGGCCCCCGACUCCAAAGUGCUCAUCGCCGACAUGGUCAUGCCGAAACGUGUCCACGAGGCAGAUUUGCCCGCCGCCGCGAUGGACAAUUGCGUCAUGGUCAUGGGUGGGAAGGAACGUACGGCCGAGGGGUUCGAGAAAAUCCUGGACGACGCCGGUUUGAAAUUGGAAAAGAUCUGGCAGAGCAGGGAAGGCGGUGCGGCUGGAAACAUCGUCGAAGCUAAAUUAAAAUUCUGA